Molecule: messenger RNA, 1143 nt
Organism: Poecilia reticulata (guppy)
Lineage: Eukaryota; Metazoa; Chordata; Actinopteri; Cyprinodontiformes; Poeciliidae
Source: RefSeq, a predicted model, not a curated record
CACACAAAUAUGAGAACAAAACAGAAAUAAUAUGACAGGAAGAGACGCAACAAAGCAGAAAACGAUUUAAAAUGUCUACGUUGCCAUUUAACCUAGAAGCUUCUGAAGUGUUUUAAAAAAGUCCCACGGUCCCUGAACGCCGCCCUGUUGCUCACGUGUCGUCAUCACCUUGAAUCCGGAAGUGCCCCGCUUGUUGUGAGCCUCUCUCCGUUGGUCCCUUCUUCUUCCUGCUGGUUCGGAUGGCGGGUUCUGUGGGUCCGGGUCUGACCGGCUCUGGGUUCUGCUGCUCUGCGGUGCUGCUGCUGCUGCUGGCAGCCGGACCUGGACUCGUCCGGGCCGUGUCGGAACCGGGGAAGUGGACGGUGGACGUCAGCGGUGAGAACCAGAAGCCUCAGUACUUCGUCUUCAGGAAGACGCUGUUCAAUGGCAGCAGCAUCCACCUGCGAGCUGUUCCUCAGAACUGCUCCUCGCCCUUCAACAUGGAGGUUUCCUGGUACCUGAGGAACUCCCACUGCUACAACGAGGUCUACAACAAGAACCUGAAUCCAGAGGACUACUUCAACUCGGCCUCCGUGGCGGCGGGCGGGGCGGCGGGGGCCUUCGCCAGUCACACCUACAAGCCAAUCAGCUGCCAGAUAACGCCCGACACUUUCAGCGUCGCGCCUUUCGACCCGGUGGUGGCGCUGAAGAACAAGCCGCCGCCGCCGCCGCCGCCGUCGGCUAAGGUGGGUCCGAACGCAGGACGCUGAUGAUGUCACCGCAGGAACGGGACAAACUGAUUCUCAUCGUUUUUCCUUUCCAAGUUAAAUUCCUCAAAUAGAUUUUUUCCCUCCAAAUAUGCAAAUGACUCCAAAUCAAACCUGAACUUAUUUAAUUAAAAUGCGUCUGCAGCCGAUACACAGAUAUUGAUUAAUCAUUGAUUAGUUUAGCUGUCGGGACCUGGAGGACGCAGACGCUGAAACGCGUUGCCUGGACGACGCUUUGCUGCGUUUUUCUGUCUACAACAGUAAAAUGAUGUCAGGAAUCUGUGGACAGAGAAUCAUUCUGCAUCACGACCAGAACCGAGCCGGGUCAGAACCGACCCGAGCUGCGGACAGACUCUACUGUGACCUUUAACGUAACUCCAGUGACCUUGAGUCGACC